AGAGCAUUUAAAUUAUAUACUGCAUAAUAGUCUGGGUUCUUUCCAUGGAAGAGUUUGUUGUACUUUGCACCCUUUAGGAAAUAUACGGUGGUAGGAUUAUUCAGCAGAUGUUAAGAGCAGUUGAAAGACACGUAAAUAGAAGUCAUUUUUCAUUAAUAUCCAAAAAUGAGCAAGCAAGCUAUUCAUUUAGUUAGUCUCUCACAGAAUGACUAUCAGACACACCCUCUCUUUCCUUGUGUUUCCCCCAGCAGUGAACACAUGGGUGAAAGUGAUGAGAACGUGGAACGAGGCAACUGGUCUUCGAAGACAGACUACCUGCUCUCAAUGAUCGGCUGUGCUGUGGGUCUGGGCAACGUCUGGAGAUUCCCUUACCUGGCUUACAGGAAUGGAGGAGGAGCAUUUCUCAUUCCCUACACAGUCAUGCUGGCACUUAUUGCAAUGCCAAUGUUUUUCUUGGAAACUUCCUUCGGGCAGUUUGCUAGCCUUGGUCCUGUCGCAGUGUGGAAAGCUGUGCCAAUGCUACAAGGUGUGGGAAUCACCAUGGUCCUUUUCAGUACAAUUAUUGAUAUUACCUACAACUGCAUCAUCGCCUACAGCCUGUUCUACCUGUUUGCUUCUUUCCAAUCUCCUCUGCCAUGGUCAGACUGCUUCAGCUGGUGGGGUGCAGAUGAAACCUGUAGUCGGACACCCAGAGAUCCGCUCUGCAACCUCACUCUAUACGGCGGAUAUUCUGAAGUCGUUAACACAACCUGGCUGCAGGCAAACAACAAAACCUGUUCCAAUGGAUCAGAAAUCUAUGUUCCUCACCAAGGCCCAAGUGAACAAUACUGGGAAAAGUUUGUUUUACGCCGCGCAAGUUCAGUGGGCGAGACAGGGGAGAUAGUCUGGUACUUGGCCCUCUGUCUGCUUCUGGCCUGGCUGAUCGUUUGUGGAGCACUUUCUAAAGGAAUCAAAUCUUCAGGAAAGGUGGUUUAUUUCACUGCAACAUUUCCGUACGUGGUUCUGACUGCACUUCUGAUUCGAGGGCUGACCCUGGAGGGAGCCUGGAAAGGGAUUGAAUUCUACAUUGGAAGCAAGUCGGACUUCUCAAAGCUGGCUGAUGCUGAGGUCUGGAAAGAUGCUGCAACACAAAUAUUUUAUUCACUUGCAAUUGGCUGGGGCAGUUUAAUAACCCUGUCGUCCUACAACAAAUUCAACAACAACUGUUACAGAGACACCAUGAUCGUCUGCAUCAUUAACUGUGCCACGAGUGUGUUUGCUGGAUUUGUCAUCUUCUCCAUCCUGGGACACAUGUCUCACAUACAGGACAAGCCUGUUUCAGAGGUCGCUAAGUCAGGUUUUGGUUUGGCUUUUAUCGUGUAUCCAGAGGCUUUAGCACAGUUGCCGUGGGCGCCUCUUUGGUCCAGCCUCUUUUUCUUCAUGCUGAUCACCCUGGGACUCAGCAGUCAGUGUGUUGCUGUUGAAGCAGUAAUAACGACCCUACUGGAUCAGUUCCCUGGCUUUCUGCGACCAAGGCGUCUGUUUCUUACAGCUGCUGUUUGCCUGAUAUUUUAUUUGAUCAGCCUAACCUGCACAACACAGGCUGGAAUUUACUGGAUAAACUUAAUUGAUCAUUUCUGUGCUGGAUGGGGUGUUCUUGUCACUGCCAAUCUGGAACUUAUCAGUGUGAGCUGGAUAUACGGAGUCAACAGAUUCAUCAAGGACAUUGAGAUGAUGAUUGGGGAGAGGAGUUGGCUCUUCUGGCUGUGGUGGAGAGUGUGCUGGCUAUACGUAUCUCCGUGCUUGAUGGCAGCAAUCGUAGUGUGGUCUCUGGUAACAUUCGCCCCACCAACAUAUGGGCUUGUUGAAUACCCUGUCUGGGCAACAGCUCUCGGCUGGUGUAUGAUCAUCUUCUGUAUUAUGUGGAUCCCCAUCGUUGCCAUUAAGAGAGUUGUCCAAACAGAGGGCUCCACUCUGUGGCAGAAAAUUUCUGUCGCAUGCACAUCAGCUCCUGAUUGGGGCCCGUACUUGGAACAACACCGAGGGAACAGAUACAGGAAGGGGCCUGAAUCUGCAGACGUCCUUUUACAGUGUACAGCUCUGAGCAGUCCCUGAGAUACGAAAGUGGCAGGGUAGUUUCUGUUUAAUUUGUAAACAAUUCCCUGGCAGUUUGUAAUUUAUUCCCACUUUAGCAUCAGUGGGAGUAGUCCUGAACAAUCAGCAUCAGUGACUUGGGAGAAAUCCCUGUAUCAUAUUUUAUAUCUUACUUGUUUAUUGCUCGAUAUAUACACCACGGUGCCAUGGAAUUCUUUGUACACACAAAGCAUACAAUAUAGUAAAGGGAUUUGAUUGUCUGACCUGCCUGAAUCUUGCCUUCAGAUGGGGCCCAGUAACCCUAUUAAUUACAGCUCAGAUCAGGACCGCACACAAAGGAACUCUCAUACAACAGCGGAGAGUCUCUCGAACAAGGUAGUUUAUUCAGGCCUUGCCACAGGGGAAGCACGACUGGAACACACAUCACUGACACAAAAAACAUAACAAUCUGUAGUAUUCGUGUUAUGAUGGUUACAUAUACAUUUUACACUUUCAAACUAAUUCAUCAGCAACCCACCUUUCCUUACAGUAUUUGUUACUGGUUUACUAGGAGUUACCUCUAUCUGUUUGACAGCCUGGACUUUAUCUCAUAGAGUCAUAGAGUGAUACAGUGUGGAAACAGGCCCUUCGGCCCAACUUGCCCACACCGGCCAACUUGUGCCAGCUACACUAAUCCCACCUGCCUGCGCAUCAUCCGUAUCCCUCCAAACCUGUGUUAUCCAUGUACCUAUCUAACUGUUUCUCAAAAAUGAUGGGAUAGUCCCAACCUCAACCUCAACUACCUUCUCUGGCAGCUUGUUUCAUACACCCACCACCCCUUCACCUUGAAGCUAUGUCCUCUGGUCCUCGAUUUCCCUAAUCUGGGCAAGAGAUUCUGCGCAUCUACGCAAUUUAUUCUUCUCAUUGAGUUUCAGAUUAGGAAAGGGGAGAAGCAAUGAGACCUGGGUGUCCUUGUACACCAGUCACUGAAAGUAAGCGUGCAGGUAUAGCAGGCAGUGAAGAAAGCAAAUGGCAUGUUGGCUUUCAUGGCCUGCAGUUGUACAGGGUCUUGGUGAGACCACACCUGGAGUAUUGCGUACAGUUUUGGUUUCCUAAUCUGAGAAAAGACAUUCUUGCCAUAGAGGGAGUACAGAGAAGGUUCACCAGACUGAUUCCUGGGAUGUCAGGACUUUCACAUGAAGAAAGACUGGAUAGACUCGGCUUGUACUCGCUAGAAUUUAGACUGAGGGGGAACUUUACAAUAUUCUUAAGGGGUUGGACAGGCUAGAUGCAGGAAGAUUGUUCCCGAUGUUGGGGAAGUCCAGAACAAGGGGUCACAGUUUAAUGAUAAGGGGGAAUUUUUUUAGGACCGAGAUGAGGAAAUUUUUUUUCACACAGAGAGUGGUGAAUCUUUGGAAUUCUCUGCCACAGAAGGUAGUUAAGGCCAGUUCAUUGGCUAUAUUUAAGUUAGAUGUGGCCCUUGUGGCUAAGGGGAUCAGGGGGUACGGAGAGAAGGCAGGUACAGGAUACUGAGUUGGAUGAUCAGCCAUGAUGGCGGGAUUGACAUGCAAUAUGAGGAAAGAAUGGGUAUACUGGGCUUGUAUUCACUGGAAUUUAGAAGGAUGAGAGGGGAUCUUAUAGAAACAUUAAAUUCUUAAGGGAUUGGACUGGCUAGAUGCAGGAAUAUUGUUCCCCAUGUUGGGGGAGUCCUAAACCAAGGGUCACAGUUUAGGGAAAAGGGGUAAGCCAUUUAGGACUGAUAUGAGGAAAAACCUUUUCACCCAGAGAGUUGGUAAUCUAUGGAAUUCUCUGCCACAGAAGGCAGUGAAGGUUAAUUUGCUGGAUGUUCUCAAGAGAGAGUUAGAUUUAGCUUUUAGGGCUAAUGGAAUCAAGGGAUGGGGAAAAAGCAGGAACGGGGGGGGGGACUGAUUCUGGAUGAUCAGCCAUGAUCAUAUUGAAUGGCAGUGCUGGAUCGAUGGGUCGAAUGGUCUACUCCUGCGCCGAUUUGCUAUGUUUCUAUCUUGAACAUAUCUUUACCAUAUUGACCUCCUUAUCCAUCAUCCUUUUCCAAUAUGUACACCAUGUUAGAAACUUUACAAUUUUCUUAUAGAACAUGGAACAGUACAGCACAGGAACAGACAUUAGAGCCCACAAUAUUGGUGCCAAACAUGAUGCUAAGACCAAUUCUAAUAUGCCUGCACAUAAUCCAUAUCUCUAGGUUCAAACCUGACCAUGGGUGCUUUCCGUAAGGAUUUUGUACAUUCUCCCUGUGACCGUAUGGGUUUUCUCCGGGUGCUCUGGUUUCCUCCCACAUUCCAAAGACAUGUAGUUUUGUGAGAUAAUUUGCUUCUGUAAAAUUAUUCCUAGUGUAUGGGGAUUGCUGAUUGGUGCAGACCCGAUGGGACGAUGUAUUUCUAAACUAAAUUAAAUGAAAGGAACUGCAGAUGCUAGUUUACAAAAAAAACACGCUAAUUGCUGUAAUAACCCAGCCGCUCAUCUCUAGAGAACAUGGACAGGUGGU
Messenger RNA from Leucoraja erinaceus (little skate), 4573 nucleotides. RefSeq names its product sodium- and chloride-dependent neutral and basic amino acid transporter B(0+)-like. Bases 166 to 2094 code for a protein of 642 amino acids. Gene Ontology annotation, molecular function: L-proline transmembrane transporter activity. NCBI's taxonomy places the organism in Eukaryota, Metazoa, Chordata, Chondrichthyes, Rajiformes, Rajidae. The record is from RefSeq and is a predicted model, not a curated record. The transcript is spliced from 14 exons. Gene Ontology annotation, biological process: sodium ion transmembrane transport. Gene Ontology annotation, cellular component: membrane.